GCUUCAUUCCCUGUGAUCCACACAGAAACAUUUUCAGAGGCAAAAGUCAGGAAAAAGCAACUUUCAUUUGUGAAGUUUGAACAAAAUGAGAUUCAUUGCAAAACUCCCCGUCGCCUUUUUGGUUUUGUUUGUUGAAUGCGCACAAGGUCAAAACAACAAAUGUGAACUCCCACGUGACAAACAUGUGUAUAUCCCUACGUAUUACUUUAAAGGAGAUUUGAAACUGGGGGCAAAAAGAUCUUAUAAUUGUUUGCCUGGAUAUCGUAAAUUGGCAGACCGGGCCAUGUGUACACAAGAUGGUUGGAAACCAGAUCCAUUGUGUUCUGAAAUCAUGUGUGAAGCACCAGAAAUCCCAAAUGCACAGAUAAUUGGAAUUCAGAAAAAAAACUACAGAAUGUCUGCAUCGGUACAAUAUCACUGUCUUUUUCAACCUGAGUUGCCCAUUCAAAUUACCUGUGGUCCAGAAGGUAAAUGGAGAGGCAUACAGGCCUGUACUGAUGGCACCUGUCAAGAACAAGAACUCAAAAAUGUUAAAAUUAUAUUUGGAUACCCAAACGUCACAGCACCUUAUUCAUCUGGACAUGUCUUAGUUUUUUUAUGCACUGAUGACAACAUGAAGAUGUACGGCCAACGAGCAAUUGAAUGCCAGUCAGAUAACAGGUGGAGCAAACCAUAUCCACAAUGUCGAGGAGCAGUUCAGUGCUCCACACCAUCAAGGCAAUUGCAGUUUGUGACGCUGUUAAAUGAGAAAGAUGUUUACAACAACUUGGAUUUCUUAAGAUACAAGUGCAGUAGCCCGUACAAUGAAACAUCAGAAGGAGCUUUGAUGUGUCAAAAUGGGAAAUGGAAUGGAACGUUCGUAUGCACAAGUAGAACCUGUCCACCUCCACCCUAUCUUGAAAAUGGAGAUUACAUCAUCAAGAAUCAGAACAAUGAUGUCAUCACAGAGGUUCAUUAUACUUGCCAAUCUUACUACGUUCUGAGCCAACAAAAAGAAUCUUACAAGUGUGAGAACGGGAGAUGGGACACACCUCCAAAUUGUCUGAAGCCUUGUAGUAUUAAUGAGGCUGUUGAGAUGUACAAUCUACAACCCCCUGGAGAAAACCUCUAUGUAAAGCACAAUAGCAAGCAUAGACUAAAUUGUACAUCUGGAUGGAUUGCUGGAGAUGUGAUAAAACAAACAUAUGUGGAUGUACAGUGCUCUGAUGGGAAUUUACAAAUCGACAAAAGCUGUGAUAUAGAACGUAUCUGAAAACAAACCGGAAGGGAAACCGAGCUCAUAAAACUGAGUUAUAUUUUAAAGAAUUUCACAGGGUUGUUACUUAAUAUGGAUGGGUGAAUAAAGACUCAUGUUCCACUUAUGUAAUUCAACAACUUUUUUAAUUAAAUGCAUCCUAAUAAGAGUUGUUGGUGUAUUCCAAUACAAAUGUAAAUAAAUUAAAGUGACCCUUCUUCAAUUACA
Messenger RNA from Triplophysa dalaica, 1462 nucleotides. It is a transcript of the gene cfhl3, whose product is annotated as complement factor H like 3. Bases 86 to 1252 code for a protein of 388 amino acids. Lineage: Eukaryota; Metazoa; Chordata; Actinopteri; Cypriniformes; Nemacheilidae. The transcript is spliced from 8 exons. The record is from RefSeq and is a predicted model, not a curated record.